ACAACGAGGACUAAGAAGCGUAGGGCCUGGAUCUUCUAUGGUUUAUGGGACAUCACCGAAUUAGUUGUCUCCAUUCAUCAGAAUACAAUGAGAUCCCCAAUGCAUGUAUUGUGAGAGGGGCAGAUCGAAGUUGGUUCAGUGGAUGUAGCUCUAAUGCAAGUACUCUAUGAGUGAAGUUAGUGCUUUUCAUACCAGACGCUUUUUCGGAUAACGGGAAUAACAUUCGUAUCUUCUAAGAGUGGCUUCUAAGGACAUGGGGAUUGGCUGAUGAGAUUUACCAAUUAUAUCUUAGUAAAGCCAAAGGCAUCCGUCUCGAUGAACAUCGACUCACAUCUACUUCAUCACAUCGACGAUCAGCGACGAUAAGGAGGUCGAUGACGACGUUGACUAGGAGGACCCCUGAAACCAGACGAUGCAUACCUUACCAUGUCGACCCCGCUCAGUGCUACCAUUGCGCGUCUAAAGCCCCCGCGGGACAAACAGGCUUUGGUCCUGAUGGUGUCCUGCAGCUGCGGGAAUCCCGUCGGGAAUGGUCUACUUCUGGUUAUCAUCUUCAUACCUAUCUUUGCGAAUGCAGCUUUCGUAGGAGCUGAGUCAACAUCUACCCCUCGACCGUCCACCCUUCCCCAAGACGAGUUAGGCGACUUGUCACGUACCCACACCCCAGAGGGUCUACCCAAAGUCGCCUCCACGGCUUUUUUCCUCAUCCUUCUCUUCGUCUUCAGCCUCGGUAUUAGCUACUUCUUUCGCUACUAUGUCUUCAGCCGCGAUCGCAAGGAGUGCUGCUGCGAGAAGCAGUCCCAAGUUACAGUAUCACCCGAAGCCAUGGGCCUCAAGGAGAACACCAGCAGACAGAACACACCCGAAAAUGGAAACGUCGCCAAGACCGGUCGUCUCUACGCUAACAUCUUUGCGAGGUCGUACGAUUCGGAUGAAGAGGAGAUACGUCAGUUGGAGCUUGAGGCCAAGAAAGCAGAGGAGUCGAGCGAUAUUGAGUUCCGGAUCGGAAAGAAACCAGCGGUGGCGACUAAAACCGCUAUCCUCAAGGCAUUAGCGACUGCCAAUCAUUUGCCGAAGCUUACAGUACAAGCAAUGACCUUAGCGGAUAAAGCAAAUAAUGGGAAAGCUGUUAAAACUGUGGCCGCUAUUUGGAAGGAUAAAGCUUUGAAUAAACCAGAUGAAAAUAAAAAUAAUAUUCCAGAUAUGACUGUCGUUGAUAUUGGCGACAGUUCAAACAGGACAACACAUCUUGACAAUGACAAUAACUUUGGUCUCACGAGUGUGGUCGUACAUAGAAAUCCCAGUCCUCUCCCCAAUUCAACCAGUCUGGCAAUCAACGACGAUGAGACAAACGGAAACCUCUCCCCCGAAAGGCAGGAGAAUGAUUCCAUUUCUGAAACUCCUAGAACAGACACCACCUCGAUCGGCUUUCUCUCGGUCAGACCAAAAUCAAGUCAUGGUGAUGACGACGGAUAUUCUGCAGAUUUCGAGUCGGUCAGCUUAUAUUCGGAACUAUCAAAUAUCACUGAACUUCAAGAUAGUAUGGACAGCAGAAGUGUUAGGCCAAACACUGCCAGAAGGAAACAUCCCACGCAUCAAAACGUUGUAUCACCUAGUACAAAAGACAACACUGUUAAUGAACAAAUUUUAAGCAAGGAAACAAGUGGUGAUCAUUCUGGAAACCACUUAGUAAACGAAACAAGCAAUACAGGCAAUAGACAAACUGGUCUUCAAGAAUCGUGCCAGGGUGUUGUAUCGAAAGAUUCCGAUAUGAGACCAGGGUCUCGACCGCAGACUGGAAAGUGGGCGAACAAGGUAACCCACAACAACCCUUCAGCACCCAAGGAUGGACUUAUGAACAAACGCGUCGAAGAUAACAAUCAAUCAGACGCGAAUCCCACUCUUACCACCAAAGCUGGAGAUCAACCACAAGCAGCGGGAGUGUCCAAUCCUCUAGAAGAAAAUGUGGCAAAGGCCUCUAGUGAGGAUGAUAAACCAGGAACCCCAGAAAGCGGAACGCCACUUCUUCAUACCGAUGAGGGCGAUGCAGACCUGAAGCAACAGGCCUCUGAGGAACCCCUGGACCUUGGCGAUGCGUCUCAAUCGCGAGGAGGAAACCAAACCCCAAACAUUUAUUCAAAGUAUGCCAAUAACGCCAAACUCCCAAAUAAACACAUAAAAGGAGAUGCGAAAGAUGGCGAUAGGCCUUCUACAAGUGUGAAACCCAAAACGCCAGUGAAGGCUACGGGGGAGGCAGGACAGAAAAAACAGGGUAGUAGUCCGAGCAAAGAUGCAACAAACAAAAGUGGAAAGAGUUCGGCAGUGUCUAAGCCCGCAGAUGGCACACCGAGAAGCAAGGCAGGUGCGAGAAAACCAAGUGCUCAGAAAAAGAGAAAUGCCAAACGAUGACGACGGAAGUACGUAAGGAGUUUCGCUUUUAAAACAGAUUGAUAAUUAUGAUGGAUGAUAUUUAAUAAUAAUAGUUCGUUCUUAUAUAGCGCUUUUCAGGACCGCAGGCCUUCUCAAAGCGCUUUACGGAUAAGGGGUAAUCAUAUAUUAUUAUAUUUAUUAAUUGAUCUUUUAAAGAUUCCGACAUAUUUUUACUCCUUAAAAGUGAAGCUAAAAAAAAAAAAAAUUACAGCACAUUUCUGGGAGAAUUUAUGGCCCUUGAUCUGCAUUAAAGUAAAGUGGAAUGUCGUCCUUUACAAAAAUUCUCUGAAGCCUCCACCUCAAGAGUUUGACAUAUUAUUGAAACUUUUGAAGGCUUACGGGAAUAAUUUUUAAUUAUCGUGUAUGAUUGAAUGUAAUAUUGUAAUGACAAUCUUUUAGUAAUUCAUCAAAGUGGAAUAUGACUAAUGAUAAAGUGUAUAUGGCCAUGUGAAUUUUUUUUUAUAAUUUUAGGAAUACAAGUGCGACUCUGUAACAUCGUUUGGAUUAUAAACUGUAUCUUAACUAUCUUCUGUCAAAACUUUAUAGAGUGGUUCCUCAAAUUCUAGUGUAGCUCCUUGAUAUGAUCUUCAUUUCAUCUUUUAUUUGUGUAACUACUGCACCAUACCAUACAUAAACUAAUUUGCAGCCUCUUGUUCUUCAAAUCCCUCCGCUUGGUAAAGAUCUGUGCUUGAGUACAGGUUUUCGGGAAACAGUAGCACUGUCAGAGAUAGUCUUUAAAUGAGAGACACAAGAAGAAUGAAAGACAGAAAUAGAAGUAUCAAGAAAUCUUGUGAUAUAAGUCUAUAUCACUAUGUCACUGAUCUUAUUAGUGACUAUGUAGAUCAAGUGGAUAUAAUCAUUAGAAUUACUUGGGAGCCUUACAGAUACUUCACACAGCUACAUAAAACCUCCUUUAAUUUAGAAUGCAUAAACUAUUUUUCGAUCAGUUAUAAUUAUUUUUGUAAUAAAGUUGUUGAGAAAAAAAAUGAACUUAACUGUGCACAUCGAGAGAGAGAGAGAGAGAGUGAGAGAGAAAAUGUUGUGUCUCUUAUCAUGAUAAUGUAAAUAGAUCAAUAUCAUGCAUGCAUUAUAAUACAUAAAAGGAAUUAUAUGUUAUUUAAAGCAAAUUUUAAUCUUAAAAAAAACAAACUAAUGCACAGCUUUACCUUUUAAUUCUAAAAUUCUAAAAUGCUUUUUUGUCAUAUGUAAGUCAUUCUAUUAAAUGAAGCUAUCAAAUAAAUGAACUGACUAAAUUAAA
Messenger RNA from Strongylocentrotus purpuratus (purple sea urchin), 3688 nucleotides. RefSeq lists its product as uncharacterized. The record is from RefSeq and is a predicted model, not a curated record. The transcript is spliced from 3 exons. NCBI's taxonomy places the organism in Eukaryota, Metazoa, Echinodermata, Echinoidea, Camarodonta, Strongylocentrotidae. The coding region runs from base 427 to 2409 and encodes 660 amino acids.